AUGGGCUACCUUGGUCGAGACUCUGAUAAAGGGCAUCGCUAUGUUACGGCCCUGGACAAUGCGCGUUGCCAGAAUAAAUGGGAAGAAGUUCCGGAGUUGAUUCGGAAAGUCACCAAACAUGCUCCGCAGAGAACAUGUCUCCUCGAAGUAGCCAGCGCUGAAUACCAGCUGGCCUCACACCUUCAAAAGCAUCCCUCCACCCCCCGCCCUUCCUCCGCCGCCGGUCUCCAUGACCUGAUUCCAUCACUCCUAUCCACCGUCAACCGGGCAGAAGGAUCGAAGCAAGAAGUUUUCCAGGCGCAGGUCUGCUUGGGAUGGGUACAUUGGACUGUCAAUGAGCUAGGCUUGGCAGCUGCCCGGUUUCCUCAAGAUUUUGUAGAGGCCGUGAGUGAGCUCGAGCAGGCAGGGGAAGAGCUCUCGCCAUGGACCAAGACAUGCCUUGUCAAGGCGUGCUAUCUCAAGGGUUCUGCACAGCGCAUGACCUCCGACCCCGAAGGCGCCCUGGAGACCCUUCAUUCGCUUACGCCAUGGGUGAACAGUCAGCUCCAAUCCCCUACAAACAGCGCCCAAUUUCUCUACUGGUCUGAGAAACUACUGGGCCAAGGCGCCUCCCUGGCAUGCGAGGAAGCCAGCAGAGACCUUGCCGCUGCUAAUGCUCAAACGAUAGCCACGACGCUAGGUUUCUUCAGACUGUGGGCAUCUCAUCCUUCAGUCAAGCAAAUGACCUUGCCUCAAGGCAUGCUUAUGGACGGCACUACCGAGCCUAUUUCGAAAUCACCGACCUGGAAAUCGUACUACAAUCUGCUAUCAAGUAUCUUGCAACAGGGCCUGCCGUAUUGCCCUCCUGCAAAUGGACCUGAACGCCCGCAGCUCGCCAGUGAAAUCCGACGCGUUGAGGGGCUUUGUGAAGCUAGCAUUCUGCGCGAGACGAAAUUCCCUACGGCUGAUUCGAGCAACCCGGAAGUUGAGGCUUGGGUCGAACAAGUCAUUCAGAACUGGGAGGUGCUAUGCGGUGCCGGUUGGUCAGACGAAGAGCUUGGAGAGGGUGGCCAGAAUGCCGUCGGCAGGAAUGUCCUUGAUAUUCUUUACCGCGCUGCUACCAAGACAUACCACUCACACUUGAUUUUGAGGCGUCUGUUCCACGUGCAUUGUGCACUCGCGGACUAUGACCUCGCUCUGAGGGCGCUCGAUUCAUAUAUCGAAAUUGUCACAAGUGCCAAAGAGCGGGCGGCAAAAGGAGCUGAGUCGGGAGACCUGGAAAAUGACGGGAUCCUUUUGCGCACCGUGUCGGAGGGUGUUACGAUGCUGAGUUGCUUCGGCUCGGAAAAAGAGGCCGAGAAAGCAAAGGAUCUCACAUCUCUUCUGAAAGAGUUUACCGAGAAGCAUGUACAGGAUGAUGAAGACCAAGGCAUGGUUCUCAUUGUGCCUGAAACUAGCUCUACCCGCUCCCAGGCAGUCCCCCCAUCCGACAUCGCUGCAGCUUACAGAGGAAUCGGUAUCGGGCUUGCUAAUUGGGCUUAUUGGACUCCCGUGAACGAAGAUCGCGACGACAUCCGGGCAGAAGCUAUUGACUACCUGGAGAGAAGCCUGGCCCCGGAGCUUGAAGACGAGUCAAACUGCUCCUCUUUAUAUACCCUGGCUGUUCUUCUAGCAGAGAACCGUGAUCUAGAUGGUGCCAUCGACUACGUCAAGUCGGCGUUGACAUCCGAUGCACAGCACAAAACAGGUCAAGCCGAUUUUGCUCGGGAAAGAGAUCUGGUGCCCCUGUGGCAUCUGCUUGCUCUUCUUCUCAGCGCGAAGCAGGACUUCGACAUUGCCGAACGCUCGUGUGAAGCCGCAUUUGAGCAGUUCCCUGCUACGGUGACGUCCCUCGCCCAUAGCGACAGACGACCGCAAAAGCAGAAUCACACUUCUCAAGACCAGAUCGCGGGCAUCACUCAUGAGCUUAUCGAGAAGCUACGAGUCCGCGAGAAGGAGCGUAUUAUUGAGACCAGGAUGACCCAGUUGGCGUUUGUUGAACUCGUCGAGGGUCCGGGAGCUGCUGUUAACCAUAGCGACCAGCUCCUUAGUCUAUUCGCCACACUUUUCCACUCUCUGAACCUAGAAGAUAACGAGAAGCCAAAUACCAAGGCUGAGCAUGAGCACGAGCACCUUGUUCCCCCGAAAAGCUCUGCUGGGACUGUGAAGAGCCUCCGCGGCAGCAUCUUUGGACGGCACAAGGGACCCCGCGCUCCUGAAAGGAGGGCAGAUUUCGGACAAGAGCCCAAGACAGACAACUCGGCCUUGACAGAUUCGGCCCCGGCAAUACAAGUUACCGAUGGGGAGAAGUCGGGGCUUAAUGAGGGCACAGACUCACGUCAGGCCCGUAAAAGGAGCAAUACCUUGAGAAAGGCAGAUGCUACUAACUCAAGCCAUGUCAACGGCGAUAGCGAGACUCAGGCUGGGCCUGACGCUAGUAACCCUGUUCCAGACAUGGUUGGACUAGCCGUGUCGGACGCAGCGGCCCAGCCCCAGAGCGCAAAGCAGCCAUUGGGACCUAUGGCUCACAAUAUGAAGCACAACCAACCACCCGCUCCGGCCGGGCAUUCCAAGCAGCCACCGGAGCAGGAUAUCCGACUUCCUACAUCGUACGCCUUCGACACUCCCACCAGGGCGGUGACCAAGGUCCCACCUACUCAGGCCCAAAAGCAUGGCCUGUGCAUCCUCGUCAAGGUUUGGCUGCUUAUUGCUGGGCUCUAUCGUCGGGCAUCAUCUUUCGAGGAUGCUCACGAGGCAUGCGAGGAAGCAGCCAAACAGGUAACGCGCUUCGAAGCUCUUGUGGCGUCACAAGAGACAUCCGCUAGAGCGUUUAGGGAGCGUGGAUGGGGCGUCCCCAAGAGCACUGAUGAACUAUGGGCAGACGUUUAUGCCGAGCGCGGUCUCCAGUCCAUCGACCAGACUCGCCCGCAUGAAGCGAUGGAGCACUUCGAGACAGCGCUUCUCCAUUAUGCGGAUCAUCCGAAGGCAAUUAUUGGUUUGUCAAAUCUGCUCCUCGACGUCUGGGAAGAGAAAAUGCCUUUGCAGCCUCCCAAGCCCCGGCUUGAUGCCGGCGUAUCGACGCUGUCGCUGUUCCCGAGCAAAUCUAGCAAACCAUCAUCCGAAGACGACGCGAAGCGGUCGAGUCAAGCGCAAAAGCCGCAGGCUAAGACCGUCCCGGAUUCAGACGACGAAGAGCCUCGACUCCUAAACCGCAUCGCGGCCCGCGAACGUGCCUUUGGGCUGUUGUCCGGGUUGACCAAGCGUGGCAGUGCGUGGGACAACUCCGAGGCGUGGUAUGCACUCUCCCGCGCGUACGAGGCGGAAAGUCAGAUCCAAAAGUUGAGAGAUGUUCUGUGGUGGUGUGUCGAGCUUGAAGACCGACGCCCCAUUCGGCACUGGUCCAACAUCGGCUCCGGUAUAUACGUUCUCUGAUUAUUGUAUCUACAUCGUCAAGGGAGCUGUUUUGUGGCAUUUGAUUUGGCAUUUGGUUGCUGUGAUACCUCGGUGAUAUCCUCAUGUGCAUAAUUAGACUACGGACUACUGUAUAGAACUGGCAGGUCAAUGGGGAUACUAAUUGUGACAAUCGCGAUAG
Molecule: messenger RNA, 3610 nt
Organism: Aspergillus vadensis CBS 113365
Lineage: Eukaryota; Fungi; Ascomycota; Eurotiomycetes; Eurotiales; Aspergillaceae
Product: putative filamentation protein (Rhf1)
Exons: 5
Coding region: 1-3450 (1149 amino acids)
Molecular function (GO): protein binding
Source: RefSeq, a predicted model, not a curated record